Carassius carassius (crucian carp) is the source of this 1725-nucleotide messenger RNA. Its product is annotated as phosphoglycerate mutase 1. Gene Ontology annotation, biological process: glycolytic process. Lineage: Eukaryota; Metazoa; Chordata; Actinopteri; Cypriniformes; Cyprinidae. Gene Ontology annotation, molecular function: intramolecular phosphotransferase activity. Bases 168 to 932 code for a protein of 254 amino acids. The transcript has 4 exons. The record is from RefSeq and is a predicted model, not a curated record.
CGCGCAUCAGGAAGCGUCGUGCUCUCGCGCUGUCCUCCUUUAACAAGCGACGACCUCCAAACUCACCGGAGCUAUAUUUCCGCUUACUGCGUCUCUUAUCCGCCUCCGGGACCGCGUCUCCUCCGUUACCCACGAGCAUCCCCGCUGUGUUCCCGAGCGCUCGCGUGAUGGCCGCGUACAAGCUGGUGCUGAUCCGCCACGGAGAGAGCUGCUGGAACCAGGAGAACCGCUUCUGCGGCUGGUUCGACGCCGAUCUGAGCGACACCGGAGCCGAGGAGGCCAAAAGGGGCGGCCAGGCCCUGAGAGAUGCCGGGUAUGAGUUUGACAUCUGCUACACGUCUGUGCUGAAGCGUGCCAUCAGGACCCUGUGGCUGGUGCUGGAUAGCAUCGAUCAGAUGUGGCUGCCCGUGCAUCGCACCUGGCGUCUGAACGAACGCCACUACGGCGGCCUGACGGGCCUCAACAAAGCCGAGACGGCGGCCAAACACGGCGAGGCACAGGUGAAGAUCUGGAGACGCUCCUACGACGUCCCACCUCCACCCAUGGACCCCGAGCAUGACUUCUACACCGCCAUCAGCAAGGACCGCCGCUACGGCGACCUGACGGAGGACCAGCUGCCCUCAUGUGAGAGCCUGAAGGACACCAUCGCUCGAGCGCUGCCCUUCUGGAACGAGGAAAUCGUUCCUCAGAUCAAGGAGGGCAAGAGGGUCCUCAUCGCCGCUCACGGCAACAGCCUGCGAGGAAUCGUCAAACACCUGGAGGGUAUGUCGGAGGAGGCGAUUAUGGAGCUGAAUCUGCCCACAGGAAUCCCCAUCCUUUAUGAGCUGGACAAGAACCUGAAGCCGGUGAAGCCCAUGCAGUUCCUGGGGGAUGAAGAGACGGUCCGCAAAGCCAUGGAGGCCGUCGCCGCUCAGGGCAAAGCCAAGAAGUAGACCUCAGUUCACACAAUCCUCCUCCAAAACACAAUCAUUGUUCGACCAUGAGCCUAGAACCAAACCACUGACCAAUCAUUCAUUUCCUAAUGCUCUGAAUCGGGACCAUCCUUCUAAUAAAAUUCAAUUGAAUCUGCUUGGGUAUAUGUUUAAAUGCAGUGAAAUUGAGCCACAGGGAGGGAUUUUAGCUUUACAUAGUCUCAGCACUGAAGAUCCACGGUUGCACAUUUCAGAAGACGGCACAUGUGUUUGUCUGUGAUGACAUGCUUUGAUCACUGUUGCCAGGCAGCAGCAUAUAUUAAUGUCCGGUCGGGCUGCAGAAGGGGUGCGAUUCCCCGUCUUUGCGUGAUUCCUGCUUUGCACCGCUGCUCUAUAUAUUUCUCAAGACCCACACAAAUGCUCUUGAAUCAUCGCACAGUGUCAAGUCACUGAAGAGAUCUGUGUAACGGUUUGUUUUUAGGAUUCACCUACAUCUAGAGUGGAGACGUGAGUUUGUUUGGUGAUUAAAAGCAUAUUAUAUUCCUGUGGGGUUUUUGCAUAUGUUUAUUCUCACUUUUUCUGUGGUAAAUAUGAUGCUGUGGUACAUGUCUUGUUCAAUGCAUUUUAACCCAAGUAUCCUGCAAACAUACUGAAUAUUGUUGUCCCAGAAAAUAAAUGAUAGCUUGUAAAGGAGGUUAGAAUUAGUUUGCUUGACUGAAAGCCAUAGUUAUAUGUACACUUUCGUGAGUUAUGAGAUGUGCAAUCCCUAAAAAAUUUAAUUGUCUUAAGCAGAAAUAAAGUUGCAUGCUGUGAA